AUGCAUAAUAUGGACUCUUUAUUGGAGCAAGAGAAACACUUUCGAUUGAAUGGUGAAAAGGAGCAAAGUACUCGUAUUCUUCAGGAACUAGUAGAUCAUAGUUUGCCCCAGGGUUCUGAAUCUCUUUUAGAAACGAUUAGACUAAUGGGUAGACGAAAAGGCCAGAUUAAAGAAGCCUUUGAAAAGAUGAUACUUUAUGCCUAUGAUAAGAUGCUUAAACAGACUAAUACUACACUUUCUCUUUAUUCUUAUCGUGAUACACCUUUAAUUGAUAUUAAAGAAGCCUAUUCUACUCCAGCUAGCACUACGGCUAAAGAUACGCCAUUCUUGCAAUUCCUGCAGACUCUGCUUAGUACGGUUAUUGAGGGUAAGAUAUACUUGGAAGGUUUGCGUGUCUUAGUUACUGAUGCGAUUAAGCAAAUCUAUUUAUCACAAGGAGAUAUUCAACAAGGUUUACUUAGUAUCUAUAAUGUUAAUGUUGAGACUUUCUCUUCUUUACCGGUUGAUGAAGUUCUUAAGUAUCAGUUGGAACAAAUGCGCUUAUCUAUUUUGGCUAAAGAUCAUGAAAAGGCUGGUAUUUUGGCCAAUCGAAUUAGUCAAAGACAGUUGCAAGAAGUGCCUAGUCUUAAACCGGCUUAUCUUAACCGGAUGAUUUUUGUUUAUCUGGGGAAAAAGGAGUACUUUAAUGUAGCGGCUAUCUUUCAAGAAAUGACGCAAUCAGAUGAGGAAAGUAGUAGUACACUUACUCAUUCGACUGCUCCGGCUUUUACUAUCUUUUAUGCCCUUCUUUCUCUCUUCCAUAGUUCGACUCCUUAUCUCUUACAGAAAAGUACGGAGCAUAAGCUUUGUUCUGAUGCCGCUCGGGUCUUAGGAGAGAAGUUCUUGGCUCGCCAUCUUAUUCAGCCUAGUGCUUUGUUAGCCGUACUUAACCAAUCAGAAAUCUUCCCAGAACUUAUCAAUUACCACCAAAAAGAGAUAGAAAGAACUAUUCUACAACAUAAUUUACGAGUAGUCUCUUCUUACUAUACUAGGAUUACUAUUCAGCGUAUGUCAGAAAUCUUUCAAAUGCCCGAAAAGGAAAUUACUGAUCUUAUCACAGAAAUGAUAAGAGCCAAACUUAUCAAUGCCGAAAUAGAUCAGAUUUCAAGUACGCUCACUAUUCAUUCUAAUCAAAAUGAACUAGCCGAAUGGACCAGUAGUAUUGAGAAGUGGCUUGAUCUCCUUAUAAAAAUAAGUCAUCGCAUCUCUAAAACCGAGCAAUGA
Messenger RNA from Nematocida homosporus, 1263 nucleotides. Its product is annotated as 26S proteasome regulatory subunit N5. NCBI's taxonomy places the organism in Eukaryota, Fungi, Microsporidia. Gene Ontology annotation, cellular component: proteasome regulatory particle, lid subcomplex; cytoplasm; nuclear proteasome complex. The transcript has a single exon. The record is from RefSeq and is a predicted model, not a curated record. Gene Ontology annotation, molecular function: protein binding. Bases 1 to 1263 code for a protein of 420 amino acids.